Molecule: messenger RNA, 7886 nt
Organism: Pogoniulus pusillus (Red-fronted tinkerbird)
Lineage: Eukaryota; Metazoa; Chordata; Aves; Piciformes; Lybiidae
Gene: GLI2
Product: GLI family zinc finger 2
Exons: 17
Coding region: 450-5057 (1535 amino acids)
Biological process (GO): regulation of transcription by RNA polymerase II; smoothened signaling pathway
Cellular component (GO): nucleus
Molecular function (GO): DNA-binding transcription factor activity, RNA polymerase II-specific; RNA polymerase II cis-regulatory region sequence-specific DNA binding
Source: RefSeq, a predicted model, not a curated record
AGAGGGUCCUUUUCUUGGUUUGCUCUGCUGCAGACUGCCCUUUAAAAUAAGGCCAGGAAAGGCAGUUGUAGCUUACUACAGUACAGCCAUUUUAGGGCUGCAGCUAGUGCUGUGUUGCUGCCUUUCUCCAGCUGGCAUUGAAGGAUGUGUCUUUUUGGCUACUGCUCUGCUGGAGCUGAAACUUUCCCAAAACUCACAGCUAAGCAGUUCAGUGUGUGUUGCACAGGACAGCUGCAGAAUUCCAAUUACUGCAAUGAUGACCCUCUCUUGCAGUUCCCACUGGGUGUCAUAAACUCCAUGACUACUUCCAAGAAACGUGAAGAGCUCCCUGGUGUGCAGAAAGUCCUAACGAUGCAAAAUACUGAUGACCCUCACUCUUACACCCUGGCAGCGGCAGACCCACAUCACAUGGCAAAAAGGGUUGCUGAGCUGGAAGAUGCACAUCUAAGAUGGAAACUUCUGCUUCACCUGCUGCUGGGAAAAAAGAAGGGAAAGGUGCAGUUCUGGAGGGGAAUGGCUUUACGGAGACGGGGAAGAAACCCACUCCUUUAGCAGCUACAGGAGCAGCAGUGGCACAAGGAGUACCGCAGCACAUUUUUCCGGCCUUCCACGCUCCUUUGCCAAUUGACAUGCGUCACCAGGAAGGACGAUACCAUUACGAACCUCACUCUAUCCACGCUAUCCACGGGCCUCCUCCUCUAAGUGGCAGCCCUGUCAUCUCUGACAUCUCCCUCAUCCGGCUGUCUCCACACCCCCCUGGGCCCGGCGAGUCACCCUUCAGCCCACCACACCCCUACGUGGCACCCCACAUGGAGCACUACCUCCGCUCUGUCCACGGCAGCCCCACGCUCUCCGUCAUCUCUGCUGCCAGGGGCCUCAGCCCUGCCGAUGCAGUGGCUCAUGAGCACCUGAAGGAGCGAGGUCUCUUCGGGCUGCCACCACCACCACCAGGAGCCAACCCCACGGACUACUACCACCAAAUGACACUGAUGGCUGGCCAUCCAAACCCCUAUGGGGACCUUCUGAUGCAGAGCGGGGGAGCAGCCAGCACGGCCCACCUCCAUGAUUACCUCAGCCCUGUUGAUGUAUCUCGAUUCUCAAGCCCUCGAGUGACUCCAAGAUUAAGCCGAAAACGAGCCCUGUCUAUCUCCCCACUGUCCGAUGCCAGCAUUGAUCUCCAGACGAUGAUCAGGACCUCUCCAAAUUCUCUCGUGGCAUAUAUCAACAACUCAAGAAGCAGUUCAGCAGCAAGUGGCUCCUACGGCCAUUUAUCUGCCGGGACAAUCAGUCCAGCAUUCAGCUUCCCCCACCCCAUUAAUCCCGUGACAUACCAGCAGAUCCUGACCCAGCAGAGAGGCCUGAGCUCAGCCUUCGGACACACUCCUCCUCUGAUCCAGCCAUCCCCGACCUUCCCUCCACGGCAGCACAUGGCAGUCCUCUCUGUUAACCCACCACCAACACAGAUCAGCAGCAACAGCAACUGCAUCGCCGACUCCAACCAGAGCAAGCAGAGCAGUGAGUCGGCCGUGAGCAGUACAGUCAAUCCAGUAAUAAACAAGCGCAGCAAAGUCAAGACUGAAGCCGAGGGUUUGCCCCCAGCAUCCCCAAACACACAGGAGCAUCUGACAGACCUGAAAGAAGAUCUAGAUAAGGAUGAAUGCAAACAGGAGCCUGAGGUUAUUUAUGAGACAAACUGUCACUGGGAAGGGUGCACAAAGGAAUAUGACACUCAGGAGCAGCUCGUCCAUCACAUCAACAAUGAUCACAUCCAUGGGGAGAAGAAGGAGUUCGUCUGCCGCUGGCAGGACUGCACACGGGAGCAGAAGCCCUUCAAGGCUCAGUACAUGCUGGUGGUGCACAUGCGGAGGCAUACUGGAGAGAAGCCACACAAGUGUACGUUUGAGGGUUGCUCCAAAGCCUAUUCCCGCCUGGAGAACUUAAAGACACACCUGAGGUCCCACACUGGUGAAAAACCCUAUGUCUGUGAACACGAAGGCUGCAAUAAAGCCUUUUCCAAUGCCUCGGACAGAGCCAAGCACCAGAACAGGACACAUUCCAAUGAGAAACCCUACGUCUGUAAAAUCCCUGGCUGCACAAAGCGGUACACGGACCCUAGCUCCCUCAGGAAACACGUCAAGACGGUGCACGGGCCUGAUGCCCACGUAACGAAGAAGCAGCGCAACGACGUCCAUCCGAGGCCACCUCCGCUCAAGGAAAAUGGGGACAACGAGGCAAGCGCCAAGCAGAGCAGCAAGGUUUCAGAGGAGAGCUCUGAGGCCAACAGCACCACAAGGAGCAUGGAGGAUUGCUUACAAGUCAAAACAAUAAAAACGGAGAAUUCUGUGAUGUGUCAGUCCAGUCCUGGUGGCCAGUCAUCGUGCAGCAGUGAGCCAUCACCCCUUGGCAGCACCAACAACAAUGACAGUGGAGUAGAAAUGAACAUGCACAGUGGGGGAAGUCUGGGAGAUCUGACAGUGUUAGAUGACAACACUCCUGUUGUGGACUCAACGGUCUCCUCCGGUAAUUCAACAGUCAGCCUGCAGCUAAGGAAACACAUGACAACAAUGCAACGACUUGAACAGCUCAAGAAAGAGAAACUCAAGACAGUUAAGGAUUCCUGCUCAUGGGUGAACCCAGCUCCACAAGCCAGAAACACCAAGCUGCCUCCCAUCUCAGGAAACGGCUCUAUGCUAGAAAACAGUGGUGGUUCUUCUGCUACGUUGCCUAAUCCCAGAAUAAUGGAGCUAUCUGUCAAUGAGGUUACGAUGCUGAACCAACUCAAUGAGCGCCGUGAUAGUACAACAAGCACCAUCAGCUCCGCCUACACCGUUAGCCGUAGAUCAUCGGGGAUCUCCCCAUACUUCUCCAGCCGUCGUUCCAGCGAGGCUUCGCAGCUUGGGCACCGGCCCAAUAACAUGAGCUCUGCUGACUCCUAUGACCCAAUUUCGACUGACGCCUCUCGUCGGUCAAGUGAGGCGAGCCAGUGCAGUGGCAUGCCAGGUCUGCUGAACCUCACACCAGCUCAGCACUACAGGCUGAAAGCCAAGUAUGCUGCUGCCACGGGGGGCCCUCCUCCGACUCCCCUUCCAAACAUGGAGAGGAUGACCCUGAAGAAUAGGAUCUCACUUAUGGAUGGACCAGAUCCUACCUUGCCCUCCAUCCGUCUCCUGCCAGGACCGAGGCGUUGCAGUGAUGGCAACACCUAUGGCUACCCGACAGCCCCAUCAUUUCCUCAUGAGGUGACAGGCAACUGCACAAGACGGGCAAGUGACCCAGUAAGGAGGCCUGCUGGAGAUCCUCAGGUCUUGCCACGAGUUCACCGCUUCAACAGCACCAACAGCAUGAACCCCUUCCAUCAGCCGCACCCUGUGGACAGGAGGAAUUUUGGCCUCCAGAGCUAUGGGCGCUCAGAUGGGAGCCUGCCCCGCCACACAUACUCACCUCGGCCGCUGAGCAUCAGUGAAAAUGUCACCAUGGAAGCCAUGUCUGGGGAAGCAGAGGCACCUAUUGGAGAUGAUGACAUUGUGCUGCCAGAUGAUGUGGUGCAGUACAUCAAAUCCCAGAGCAGUGGGACGGUGGCUGAGACCACUUCCAUGGGAUACAGCAACGAAAUGCAAAGCUUCCAGGGAAGUGGGAAACUGCAGGCUCCAGCCUUGCCUGGCCAGCGCAGGAUGGCAGUGGCCGAUGCAAGCAUGAGCCACCUGGGACCCAUGAUGGCAGAGUGUCCCAUGAGCUUUGAUGCUUCCUCUGACAUGAAUAAAAAUAACAUGCCUGUCCAGUGGAAUGAAGUUAGCUCAGGUACAGUUGAUAUCAUGUCCAAUCAGUCGAAGCAGCAGUAUUCACAGGGGAACUUAUCAGUGGUCCAGCAGAAGCAGAACUUUGGUCAGUACCAGAACUACAACCAGCAGCAGAUGCAGCUGCAGGAGAACAGUAUGAACGUAACACAGCAGACCUUUAUGCAAAGAAACAUAGGCAUGGAUGGGCAAAGGCUGAAUUGCAUGCAGCUGCGGCAGCAGCCAAUGAGCCUAGGCCCCAGUGUGAACCCAGGCCCCAGUAUGAACCCUGAUCUGGACUUGCACACAGGCUAUAACCAACCUCAUCAGAUGCUGAGCCCCAGUGCAAUCAGUGGCAACCCAAAUCAGAUUUCUCCUUCAUGCAGCAGUAUGGCAGCAAAGUCUGGACCCCACCUUCACCCUCAACAAAUGGACAUGACAACCGACCCUUCCUUAAUGGUCAGCAGCAACGGUGAGCGCACGAUGCUGGGCCAGGUCAUGCACGAUCCAAGUCAGCAGAACUACUCAUCUCAGCCAACCCACUUGAAUUUCCCCAUGGCUCAGGAGGCUUUUCAGCAGCCUAUCAUGACCUCUAACCAGACUAACUUUGAGCCUCAGCAGAGCAUGAUGGGCUCAGCUACACAGGCAUAUCCUUCUGGCAUAGUCCAGCCUCGUCCUCCACCUGAACCAAGUCCAGCCAGCAGACCCCGAGGCCUCCGCACAGUCCAGCAGCUGGGCUACAUGAGAACUCCCCACUCUACAAACACCAUCAGCUCAGGCCAGGAGGCUGCAGAGGCCAUGCAUAAAAGAACCAGCGACAUGUUGCCAGCACCAGUCCAGCAGUGCGUAGAUGGCACGAGGGAAAACAAUUUGAUGUACUAUUACGGUCAGAUCCACAUGUAUGAACAGAACAGCAGCGUCGAUAACCAUGCAGAUUGCCGAGUCAGGCAGCAGCAGUGCGUGCUGAACAGCAAGCCGUCCACUCUGCCAUCCCCAGGCGCCAACCAGGUGUCCAGCACGGUGGACUCACAAGGUCUUGAGCCACCCCAGAUAGAUUUUGAUGCCAUCAUGGACGAUGGGGACCAUUCGAGCCUGAUGUCAGGAACCCUGAGCCCCAGUAUCCUGCAGAACCUCUCCCAGAACUCCUCUCGCCUGACGACUCCACGAAACUCUGUGACACUGCCCAGCAUACCCACAGGAAUCAGUAACAUGGCAAUAGGUGAUAUGAGCUCCAUGCUAACCACACUGGCAGAAGAGAGUAAAUUUCUGAAUAUGAUGUCAUAACACUAAAGCACAAGGCCUUAGCGCUACCCAAGGGGCUCUGCAUGAAGCAGUUUUAUGAAUGUGCUUUUCAAAAAUAAUCUUUCACUAGAGUAGAUUUUUUUUUAUUAAGUAUUAAAUACAUUAAAGGGAUUCAAAAUGGAAAUUUUACAAAGCCUAUGUACAGAAUCAUGUAAACUAUACCCAGGCAGUUCAGCACCACAAAGGCACACCCCUAGUUAUUAUUUUCCAGCUUGGUUCCCCAGAGCACUGAACAGUUUCAUCGCCGAGCUAGAAGACGACAUGAGCGUGGUUAGAGAUUAAACCCUCCCUCCCCAGCAGCCCUGUAAAUAGCACUCCCCACCAUUUUCUGUUGGUUACAUUUGCAAAAAUUUCCACUUUCAACCUGCCCCAGAAAGAAACAGGAGGGUGUGGUUUUGAUCUGAAUAAAAGCCAUACUAUGUGUUCUGCUCUGAUCAGAGUAGGGUUUAGUUACGUCUCCAAACAAGCCCUCUGCCAGCAGUAUUGUUUUAUAUCGUAAAUACCUUUUAUACCUUGCAAAGAUUAUUGAUUCCAAACAGCUUCUCAGCAAAGUGCCUUACCAUGCUUUCGUGUUCGGUAGCCAAGACCUCUCUUCCUUUAAAAAUCAACUAUAGUGCAUUGCCAGAAGCGUAUAUAAAAUGUACACUUAUAAAAACAUAGUGGUGUUUCUGAGAAAACAUUGGAAAGACACAUUGAUGAGACACAUAAAAGGUGAAUGCACACUUUGAUCAGAUGUGUUUACAACAUGGUUUAUAUCAUGUGCAGAGUGGAGUAGAGGCCUGGGAACAGCAAUCACUGGGAAAUAGUCCCCCGUGGCAGGAAGGCUCCAGCAUGCAGACUGACACAACGCACCUAACUUUGUGCCCUCUGAGCGCAGUGACUUUCUGCAAGAGCCCUACGUGGAUCUUUCCUGUCAGAUCUUUGAAGCACACAUUACCAAUUCCCUGUGCAGCUCUGCAACAGCUUCUCUUUCUCUUGGGUUUUCCAUGCUGAGGUGCUCACAUACGAAAGUAAUAGUGGUGAAGGGAGUUUCACAAUCGUUUCAUCCUGAUUUGCAUUGUGCCAGAGUUGUAGGAGCUGAUUUAUCUGAUGAGAGUUUGUCUUCAUGCAAGGCUCUGCCUGGACUCCAUGCACACAAAAGGGGUGUGGCUGCACUGAUGGGAGGACAAGCAUGGGCUAAUACCCCUCACUCCAGAGAGAGGCUUGUUGAUAGGCACACAGUGUUACAUUAAUGUGGCCCACAGCCUUGGUCAGCAUGAAAAGAACUGUUUUAUUCCACAAAAUAUACCAUGGGCAACUAAGGGCAGUGAUUUGGCUAGUGCUUUGUGCUGUAGUAUAGAGCUAACUCUUUGUACCCAGCCUGAUUCAGUUCAGCACUGCACCUGCAAUCUAGAUCAUCUCAAAAUAGGUAUGAGUCAAAAUAGUCAGUCAGUGAGAAUCUGUUGGAAAAGUCCUUUGAGGAAGAGGUUGGAGGAGAAGGGCUUCCCAAAGCCCGAACCUCCGCUCAAAUAUAACUGUUUGUAGUAAUGAUCAGCUGUUUCCAGGCCAUCUCCACCUGGCAUUGAAGUAAAUCUUGGUUGCAUUAUUUGUUUUUGCUGUUGUUAGACAAAAGGGUGGAAGUGGUGGGUUACACCUACUUUGGAAGGAGGCCUUAGCUUCUGCUUAACUUCUGACAGUGUUGGACAAGGACAGCUCUCUUCUUCCUGCUCUCGUAGCAUCAAAUACUUUGUAUGUUGAAGGGCAGAGGAUAAGUGCGUUAUAACCCCCAAACAGAUUCUCAGUUUUACCAGACAAGCAUCUGCAGAGCUUCACUCGCUUCUCAUUGCCUCUCUCCCCUCAUAUCGAUGUGAUGUUCUCACUUGCAUCUGCCUCCGCCCCCUACAUGGGACAGGGACAGCUUUAGCAAGGUGCUUUCUUGUGUCUCUGCUGUUUUUUAUUUGCACAAACUGACAUCAGGCUUACUGUUCCCAGCAUGACCAGGGGCUGGCAUGAAAAUGUUAUAUGUUACCUCCACUCAAACUUUGGAAAUACCAGAUAGACCAGCAACCAUGCAUGGCAGAAGGGCUGGGACAGUAUCACUGCCAGGUAGCCCUGCCUACAGCUCAGCAUCCUGGAACCUCACUCAUCCUCAUUCCAAGUGCAGAGGGUGCCUACAGAAUGCUCUCACUCCCACCUUUCACCUCUCAAGGGCCCUGUGAAUCCUGCUGAUGUCCAGGGUGCAUGAGGAAAGGAAAGCAAAGGAAGGUGCCUGGCUGUUUAUUUGUGUCUCCCGUGAAAGUUGUGUUUAAAGGGAUUGUUUUAUAGUCCACUGUAUAUAUUCUUCUGCAGUUACUGACCUUGCUCUUGCCUUUGCAUAUAUGAAAAGAGGGCAGUACAUAUUUUAGGACAUUAUGUAUUGUACUGGACGCUUGGAGUACAACUGGGCAUCCCAUGUGCCAAAUGGAUCAGGCUUUUGUGUGUCCUUCAACUGCUAAUCUGAUUUUUCAACAGCUGCAUAGGACAACGAUGGCCACUGAUGUCCUCUUCACAAAUGAUAUCAUUAGCACAAGAUCACAUACAAAAGCAAAACCAAAUUGCCAAUGACUUGAGAUUUCUCAGACCUUCCAGUGGUGGUCUUCCUUCAUUAACUGAAAAAGAACUGUAUAUAUUAUGUAUAGAAGACAUCAUUACUAAAAGUACUGUAGGUGAAUUGUUCUGUCAAAUUUAUACCCUAAGAACAUUUUUAGCUGUUUUCUACAUCAUAAGAAUGGAGGUAACGUGCUGAACCUGUAUAUAAACCUUUUGUACAUUAAAAAGUAAUUUUUUUCAUAA